Messenger RNA from Micropterus dolomieu (smallmouth bass), 1046 nucleotides. It is a transcript of the gene colec10, whose product is annotated as collectin sub-family member 10 (C-type lectin). Bases 110 to 952 code for a protein of 280 amino acids. Lineage: Eukaryota; Metazoa; Chordata; Actinopteri; Centrarchiformes; Centrarchidae. The transcript is spliced from 7 exons. The record is from RefSeq and is a predicted model, not a curated record.
GGUGCAAACUGGCACAUGAGACACUUUACGCAAUCAAUACUUUGGCACUAGUAACAACCUACAAAUCUAAAAUUCAAGAUCUUCUUCAGUGGUCAGUGAUGAUUAGGAGAUGAUGGGACUGUUGUUCCUCUGUGUGUCUGCAGCGCUGCUCAACUACGUAUCUGCCUCCACAGAUGUCUGCACCAAUUCUAUCCUUCCUGGAGCUAAAGGAGACCAAGGUGAGAUUGGAGAGGAGGGGGAUCAGGGAAAACUCGGGAAGAAUGGGCCGCCAGGACUUCCAGGAGUGCCAGGAGAGACAGGGAUUGAAGGAGAGGCGGGCCACACAGGAAAGAUGGGGCGUAUUGGAGACAAAGGUGACAAUGGUGACACAGGUUUGGAAGGGCCCACUGGUUUAAAAGGUAAACCAGGCACAACAUGUGACUGUGGCAGGUACAGGAAGGUGGUUGGACAGCUGGAUGUCAAUGUAGGCAAGCUGAGGAAUGCUGUCAAGUUUGUGAAGAAUGUCAUCAUGGGGCUGAAGGAAACAGAAGGAGGUUAUUACCUGUUGGUGAAAGAGCCCAAGAGGUACAGAGAGGCUUCAAUGAACUGCAAGCUAAGAGGUGGCAACCUGGCUAUGCCAAAAACCAGCAACACCAACCGUCUCAUGGCAGACUAUAUCAGUCAGGCGGGACUGACAAGGGCUUAUAUAGGAGUGCAGGCUCAAAGCAAGGACACAGAUGGAACAAGCAGUUAUGUUUAUGCAGACUCCAGUCCUCUGCAAGGGUUUGCAGCUUGGAGCCAAGAGGGGGCGCUAAACUCCACAAUAUCUCUCAGCACAAACUCAAGCUGCGUGGAGCUGCUCAGCACUGGAACAUGGGGCCACGUGGAGUGUGAGGCCACCAUGUUUUUCAUCUGUGAGUUUCCAAAGAGCAGGAGAAGAGGAGAAGGAAGAGGGACGUCUGCAUCAUCAUGAGUCAAUUAAACUUUCUCACUUGCAUGCAAAAGACAUAGUAUAGAUACAGUAUAUAUUGCAUUGUAUAGAAUUAGCAAUUUAUGUGAUAAAUGAA